Molecule: messenger RNA, 5181 nt
Organism: Sceloporus undulatus (fence lizard)
Lineage: Eukaryota; Metazoa; Chordata; Lepidosauria; Squamata; Phrynosomatidae
Gene: WDR11
Product: WD repeat domain 11
Exons: 29
Coding region: 97-3783 (1228 amino acids)
Cellular component (GO): cytoplasm
Molecular function (GO): protein binding
Source: RefSeq, a predicted model, not a curated record
UGGGGGCAUGGAUUGGGGACGGACCGUAAGCGGAAACCGCUUCCUUGUCUGGUUUUCGGUUCCUAGUCCUCUGCUCUGGGCAUUAGCCUAGCAGCCAUGCAGCCCUAUAUGGUCAACAUCAAACUCUCGGCCCGGACCCUCACUGGGGCUCUCAACCCCCAGAAUAAGGGAGCGGCGGAUUGGGGCUGGCAAGGACUGAUUGCAUAUGGAUGUCAUUCUCUCAUUCUGGUGAUUGAUCCUAAAACUGCUCAGACUUUACAAGUUCUGGAGAGGCACAAGGCUAAUGUUGUCAAGGUUAAAUGGGCUAAGGAGAACUACCAUCACAACAUUGGAUCGCCUUAUUCUUUGCGCCUGGCUUCUGCUGAUGUCACUGGAAAGAUCAUUGUUUGGGAUGUAGCCACAGGAGCUGCUCGCUGUGAAAUCCAAGAGCACACAAAACCCAUCCAAGACAUGCAGUGGUUAUGGAGUCAGGAUGCUUCUCGAGAUCUGCUGCUUGCAGUUCACCCACCAAAUUACAUUGUGUUAUGGAAUGCAGAUACUGGCACCAAACUCUGGAAGAAAAGUUAUGCAGAAAACAUCCUUUCUUUUUCAUUUGAUCCUUUCGAUCCUUCAAAUUUAGCAUUGCUUACAAGUGAGGGAAUAGUGUUCAUUUCCGACUUCUCGCCUUCCAAGGCUCCUGUCAGUUCAGGGAAAAAGGUUUACAUUUCCAGUCCCCAUUCUAGUCCUGUUCAUAACAAAGUGGCAGCUGCAACAGGAGCUAAAAAGGCCUUAGACAAAGUUAAAAUUCUCAUCACUAAUGAAAAACCAAGUGCUGAAUCAGUAACAUUGAAUGACUGCCUUCAGCUAUCCUACCUGCCUUCCAAACGAAACUACAUGUUGUUACUCUACCCAAGAGAAAUCUUGAUUCUUGACCUUGAAGUAAACCAGACAGUAGGUGUCAUAGCAAUUGAGAGAACAGGAGUGCCAUUUCUACAGGUAAUUCCUUGUUUUCAACGUGAUGGGUUGUUCUGCCUUCAUGAAAAUGGUUGCAUAACUUUGAGAAUUCGUAGACAUGCCAAUAGUUUAAGUGUUACACCAAAUGAAGAUCCAGACCCUGACCACAUUCAGGAGCUGGUUUAUGACUUACGAAGUCAGUGUGAUGCCAUCAGGGUUACCAAGACUGUUCGCCCAUUCAGUAUGGUGUGCUGUCCAGUGAAUGAAAAUUCUGCAGCUCUUAUAGUCAGUGAUGGCAGAGUAAUGAUAUGGGAACUGAAGUCUACCAUUUCAGGCCGAAGUCUUCAUGCUAGCAAUUCAAGCGCAUCACCUUUGUAUUCACCCAUCUCAUUCUGUGGAAUUCCUGUUGCAGCAUCUCAAAAUAAGCUUCCAGAACUGUCAUUAGAUAAUAUGAUAGGAGAAGGCACACUUUCUACAGAAGAGCAGUUACGAAGUUUCUCUUUGCAGGAAGUACAUCUAAAGUUCCUGUUAACAGGACUUCUUUCAGGACUUCCUUUGCCUCCAUUUGCUAUCCGCAUGUGUCCGCCUCUUACUACAAAAAACAUAAAGCAGUAUGAGCCCCUCCUUGCUGUUGGAACAAGCAAUGGCUCAGUCUUGGUAUAUAACCUCACAAGUGGACUUCUCCAUAAAGAGUUGAGCAUUCAUUCCUGUGAAGUCAAGGGCAUUGAGUGGACCAGUUUGAGUGGUUUCCUUUCCUUUGCUACAUCCACACCUAAUAAUCUGGGGCUAGUGAGAAAUGAGCUACAGCUGAUUGAUCUGCCCACAGGCAGAAGCAUUGCAUUUCGUGGAGAACGAGGUAGCGAUGAACCAGCCAUUGAAAUGAUCAAGGUGUCUCACUUGAAACAGUAUUUGGCAGUUGUAUUUAAAGACAAGCCUUUGGAACUAUGGGACAUCAGAACUUGUACUCUUCUGAGAGAAAUGUCAAAAAACUUUCCUACAAUUACUGCUUUGGAAUGGUCACCUUCUCAUAACCUUAAGAGCUUAAGAAAGAAACAGCUUGCUGCCCGUGAAGCUAUGGCACGGCAAACAGUGGUGUCAGAUACAGAACAGAGCAGUUUGGAAUCUUCAGUGAUCAGUUUGUUGCAGGAAGCUGAGAGUAAAUCUGAACUAAGUCAGAAUAUUUCUGCUCGGGAGCACUUUGUGUUUACAGAUACUGAUGGGCAAGUUUAUCACUUGACAGUGGAGGGAAAUUCUGUCAAAGACAGUGCAAGAAUUCCUCCUGAUGGAAGUAUGGGAAGUAUUACAUGCAUCGCUUGGAAAGGAGAUAUUUUGGUCCUAGGAGAUGUUGAUGGAAAUUUGAAUUUCUGGGAUUUGAAAGCCCGAGUUUCCAGGGGAAUCCCAACACACCGAGGCUGGGUGAGGAAGAUACGCUUUGCCCCUGGGAAAGGAAACCAAAAACUCAUAGCAAUGUACAAUGAUGGGGCUGAAGUUUGGGAUACUAAGGAGGCUGGGGUUUGCUUUAAGGUACAGAUGGUAAGCAGUUUAAGAAGUGGAAGAAACGUCAACUUCCGAGUACUUGAUGUUGAUUGGUGUACCUCAGAUAAAGUAAUCUUAGCAUCAGAUGAUGGAUGUAUCAGAGUGCUAGAGAUGACAAUGAAAUCUGCAUGUUUUAGAAUGGAUGAGCAAGAGCUGUCAGAACCUGUGUGGUGUCCAUAUCUCCUCAUUCCAAGAGCCUCUUUAAUUUUAAAAGCAUUUUUGCUACACCAACCUUGGAAUAAUAAAUAUUCUCUGGAUAUUUCAGACAUAAAUUAUCCAGAGAAUGAAAAUGUUAAAAAUUUGCUACAAGACCAAUUGCACUCAUUAUCCAAUGACAUCAAGAAGCUUUUACUUGAUCCAGAGUUCACUCUUUUGCAGCGAUGCCUAUUGGUUCCAAGGCUAUAUGGUGAUGAAUCUGAGCUGCAUUUCUGGACUGCUGCUGCCCAUUAUUUGCAUACCUUUUCCCAGGGGAAGACAUUAACUGAAAAAACAGAAAACAUUUCUCAAGAAAAAUGGAUCAGUCCACUAGAUAUAUGUUAUGAUACACUGUGUGAAAACUCGUAUUUCCAGAAAUUCCAGCUUGAAAGGGUCAAUCUUCAGGAAGUUAAAAGAUCAAAUUAUGAUCACACCAGGAAAUGCACAGACCAGCUGCUGCUUCUGGGCCAGACCGAUAGAGCUGUGCAAUUGCUCUUGGAGACAAGUGCUGAAAAUCCUUAUUACUACUGUGAUUCACUCAAAGCAUGCCUGGUUACUACAGUGACUUCCUCAGGCCCUUCCCAAAGCACCAUCAAAUUGGUAGCAACCAACAUGAUUGCAAAUGGAAAGCUGGCAGAAGGUGUCCAGUUACUGUGUUUAAUAGAUAAAGCUGCUGAUGCGUGUCGUUAUCUGCAAACCUAUGGUGAAUGGAAUCGAGCAGCAUGGCUUGCAAAAGUUCGUCUGAAUGCAGAGGAAUGUGCUGAUGUUAUGAAGCGUUGGGUUGAUCACCUCUGUUCUCCACAAAUCAACCAGAAAUCCAAGGCCAUCCUCGUCCUCCUCUCCUUAGGAUGUUUCAUGAGAGUUGCAGAGAUGUUACACAGCAUGAGGUAUUUUGAUCGGGCUGCCUUGUUUGUUGAAGCUUGCCUCAAGUAUGACACAAUUGAAGUUAAUGAAGAUGCAAGAAAAUUGAUCCAUGCAGUAUAUUCAGAUUAUGCCAGAAGCCUGAAGACUCUAGGGUUUAAGCAGGCUGCUGCUUUGUUUGCAGCUAAAGCAGGACCAGCUGGUAAAGAUUUACUAGAUGAACUUGACCAAUUGAAAGAAGAAGUACUUAAAGAGUGAUUAACUCUAAGUGAACCCCUACAGAAAUGAAGCUUCACAUCUGAUGGAGUUAUUGGGGCAGUAAUUCUUUGUAGAUAAUUUCUAUAAAUGGACCAGUUCUUUUGACAAAAUAAUACAUCCUUGGUUACAGUAGAAAUUAUAAAUGAAGACUGUCAUGUAUCAACAGUUUUCUUUCAAAAUUAAUAGAGAUAAAUUAUACUUCUGAUUAAUCAAAAUUCAGAAACUGUGCCUAUUAAUGUUUCUAGCUGCUGAAGCUCUCUUUCAAUAAAUGGUGAAAGUCCCAAAGCUAGGGACAGACUGUACAUCAGUGUUGGGGCAGUGCAGUCUUUGCACCACAUUCCCCCACCAAACCUUUUUCUAGUUCCCAAAGUAUUCCCCUUUAAAAACUAUCACACCAAAAUUCCUCCUCAAAUAACCAAUACUGCCAGAAAUCACAGAAUGGUUUGGUUGAAUUUUGUCCCCUGCAGUUUCCUUCCAAAUCCAAAAGAAAUCAAAGAAACAAAAAAUAAUGAGGUCACAGUGUCCCUUUUGCCUAUGGAAGCAUCCUUUGGAGAGCUUUGCGUGCAUCCUGUGGUGGGGUUAGCAUCAAGGAUCCUGGAUAAAAAGCUAAAAAAUUAACCAGUUUCCUGAUGCCUUAAAAACUAGCUUUUGAAGAGUUUUUGCCACUUCGUUUUUAUGUCCAGGAGUUAGGCAAGAGAUAUAGGUGAAUGUGCUUUUCAGUAACAAGGCCAUUAUAAGAUCACUGGUGGAUCAGGCCAAAGGCCUCUCUAGCUAAGCAUCCUGUUUCUGACAGUAUUGAACAAGAUAGCUGAUAAAUGACCCAAAAGGGGUUACAAGGGCAAUAACCCUCCUCUGCUGUUAUCCAGCAACAGAUCUUAAGAAGCAUGAUGCUUCUAAUUCUUGAGGUACUAUAUAUCAUGACCAGAAGCCAUUGCUAGUGCUUCCUGUCAUAAAUUUGUCAUGUCACCUUUUCCAGUCACCAAAAUUGGUAAACAUAAUGAACAUGCAACAAAACUAUACAAUUGGUAUAGCUUGGCUCUUCUUUUUACUCUGGAGUAUGCUGCUCUCUUGAUUAUUUUAAAUGAAACUGGUUAAGUUUUCAAUAGUUGUGUAAUAGAUAUAUACUGCUACAAGCUCUAGCACAAGAAUUAAUUAUUUGCUCUUUUCUCUGUAUACUGUAUAUUAUGUGUGUUUUAACAGUGCGCUUAGGAAGUACACUGUAAUCAGAACCAGGCUGGUUUUCUUGUGAGAUUUACCUCUGUCUAAUUCUACCAUGUCCGGUUGCAAUCCAAAUGAGUACAUGUUUAUUGUUAAUAAAGUUUUAAUGUGUAUUUGUACAUGUUACACACAUUUACUGCAGAAAUAUCAGAUCAGAUUAAAGUACUUUGUGAGUUAUAA